AUGUUUCCCAAAUCAAAUCAGGAAGAUGAGGACCUCGAGGUGAAGCGAUAUCGAAUUAAGGAAACAUCUAUUUCACAGUUCAUUCAGCGUCUCCUUUCAAACCCACAGAACACGAAUCUGGUGAGAUUAAGAUGUGGAUCAAAAGUUGAAGUUGCUGAUAUAGAUGAACCUAGCCGUUGCGAAUACUCUGCAUUGUUAACUACUCCAGCCCUUUGUCAAGAAGGAAGACUCAAGGAACUACAAGAUAAAUUAGAAGUAGUGAAAAUGGAACGACCACAAGGUAACAAUCUUGUUAAAUUAGAGGUGAAGAACACAUGGAUUUCUGUGAACCAUAUGAAUCAGAUGUUAAUGAUUAGGAAGGUAGAUCCGACUUUGGACAUGGAGGCUGAUGAAGGAGACUAUUACACACAUAUUCCAGUAAGAAACAAAGUUGGAUGA
Lactuca saligna is the source of this 438-nucleotide messenger RNA. The record is from the annotation of a GenBank genome assembly. NCBI's taxonomy places the organism in Eukaryota, Viridiplantae, Streptophyta, Magnoliopsida, Asterales, Asteraceae.